AUGGAUAGGACUUGGAUAGAAGAAUCCGACUACACUUCCAAUAGAUACUUUGACGGAGUGAUCCAAUUCUUAAGCUAUGCUUUCACCGGAAAAACACUGGAAUCAGUUGUGCACUGCCCCUUUAAAAUUUGUGGCAAUCGUGCAAGUUAUAGCCGUAGGGAGAUCUUGCUCCAUUGUAUCAAGUAUGGGUUUGACACCUCUUACAAGGUGUGGACUUGGCAUGGGGAAGCGGGGAGUGAGACGACCACUAGCAACUUGGUUGAAGAUGAGAUGACUUCGCAACGGGAAGAUGAACUAGACUUGCUUCUGCGCGAGUGUGUUUUCUCACACGACGUAAAUCCAGAGAACAGUCAUGCAAACAUAAAUGAUGUGGAUCCUGCAGAGGGGUUAGAGAGCGGUAAGAAGGGAUUGAAAGACAUAUUAGAAGAUCUGCAAAAGGACCUAAUACCGGGGUCUAAGAAAUUGAGUAGGUUAUCAUUUAUCGCACGCCUUAUGCAUUUGAAGGUUUUGUGUCAAUGGUCAAAUAAAUCAUUUGACCUUCUGCUUGCCUUGUUGAGGGAUGCUCUACCCGAUGAUGUGGUGUUGCCGAAGAAUUACUACGAGGCAAACAAAAUAACAAAAGAGUUGGGAUUUACUUGUAAGACUGUGGACGCAUGCAUGAACAAUUGUAUGUUAUUCACCGGAGAGGAUGCAGAUCUUCAGGCAUGUGUUGUAUGCGGUGGAAGGAGGUUUGUCGAAGGGAGCUCCACCGUGUCUGUAAAAAAGAUGAGGUAUUUUCCAUUAAUUCCCCGUUUACAGCGAAUGUUCUUGUCCUCCAAAACAGCAGCGUCAAUGCGGUGGCACGCUGAAUCUCGUGUUGAUGAUGGCGUUUUGCGGCACCCGGCUGAUAGUUUGGCAUGGAAAAGGUUUGAUCUUCGAAAUCCAUUAUUUUCCAAUGACAUUCAAAAUGUACGAUUGGGAUUGGCGUCCGAUGGCUUCAAUCAUUUCGACGGUCCUAAAGGGCCGGGAGAUCGGAUCGAUGUGUUUUUGCAGCCUCUUGUGGUUGAGUUGAAGGAGUUGUGGGACAUUGGCGUGAGAACAUUUGACGCAGUAAGUCAACAGUACUUCCAAAUGCGUGCUGCCUUACUAUGGACCAUUAGUGAUUUUCCAGCUUAUGCUAUGUUAUCUGGAUGGCCGACACGCGGGGGAAAUGCAUGUCCAAAUUGUGGUGUACGGACGCACUCUACAUAUUUGAAGAAUGGGCACAAAUUUUGCUACUGUGGCCAUAGGCAUUUCUUACCUGAUGGGCACAGGAUGCGACGUGAUUGGCAUUCCUUUGAUGGAACGAUGAACUUUGAGCCCAGCGUCACACGCAUAACCGUGGCCAAGUUACAUGAUCAGUUGAGGGAUGUUUCUACUGCCUACCGUAAGGAGGAUUUGCGAAUCCUUGGUGUUGCAGCUAGACGGGCUUUACCCAAAGACGUUGUCGUUGUGUUGAUGGAACUUUGCACCUUCUUCAACUUAAUGUGUUCAACAAACAACACAGUACGGGAUCUUGAGAAGCUACAAGAUAGAAUUGCUCUGACGUUAUGUCACUUAGAGAAACUAUUCCCACCUUCUUUCUUUGAUGUCAUGGAACAUCUUCCGAUUCACUUACCAGAGGAGGCGAUGAUUGGAGGACCUGUUCAGUAUAGGUGGAUGUAUCCAAUUGAAAGGUAUUUAGGUACUCUCAAGAGAUAUGUACGGAACCGUGUGAAUCCGGAGGGUUCAAUUGCACGUGGAUACCUCGUGGAAGAGUGUAUGACAUUCUGUUCGAGAUAUGUUGGGGAUUUAGAGACUAAAGAGAAUCGUGUUGUGGGACAUGACGAUCUUGGAGAAAUAAGGGGGCGUGGUCUUUUUGGGUCCCGGAGUAACCUCGAUUCCAUCACUUUGCAACAAAUACACGGAUACAUAUUAGGCAAUGUCGAAGUUAUUGGUCCACUCAGAAGGUAUGUAUCUUCAAUAGAGGAUAUUUUGUCUUAUUAUGGGUUACCAUGUCUAAAAUCCUUGGGGACUCCCCUUCUUUCAUCCCCAGUGUGCAUCUUGAAAGUAUUAAGAGAAUGCGACCCAAUGCAAGCCCCCGAGAAGUGCAGCAGAUUCACAUCAAACAAUUUCCAGGGUGGUUUCAAACCUAUGUGGGUAGAGGAUCCUACCGACAAUGUCGAUGGCACAAUCACUGCGCACAUGAAGACACUAGCACAAGGACCUUACACGCAUGCAACAAGAUUCACGUCUUGCAUCGUCUCUGGAAUCCGGUUUCGAGUUAAAUCAAGGGACGAAGGAAAAAAAACUCAGUGUGCUGGUGUGAUGGUCAAUGCAGAGACAAUUAGCUAUGCAAGUGCAAGUGACCUAAAUCCUCGGGCAGGUUCGGUCGCAUAUUACGGGUUAGUAACUGACAUUAUAGAGGUGGAGUACAGUAAUGAAAUCCAUUUCCUUCUAUUUAAACGCGAUUGGGCUGACCCAGAGAAGGGUGUUAAGGAUGAUGAGUACAAGUAUAAGAUGGUAAACUUUCAGCACUUGAUGUACACAACAAAUCUCCCAACAGAUGAACCAUUUAUCUUAGCUACGCAAGCAAGACAUGUUUGGUACAUCAAUGAUCCCGCAGAUGAAAACUGGAGUAUUGUUGUUCCAAUGUCUAGGAGAGAUACCUAUGAUGUUUACACGACCAUAGAUGAUAAUUUCAGGACAAGGUUUAACCUUGACGAUGGUUGCAUAUCCAGAGGAGCGGUUCAUUAUUGGCUGAGGGAGGAUGUAGAGGGGGUAGUAGUGGAAGGUGAAGCCAAUAUGAAUGUAGGCACUUGCGUACCAGGGAUGGUUGAAGAGGAUUCUUCCGAAGAAUCCGACUGCGCUUCUUUAUAA
Messenger RNA from Andrographis paniculata, 2877 nucleotides. RefSeq lists its product as uncharacterized. The record is from RefSeq and is a predicted model, not a curated record. The coding region runs from base 1 to 2877 and encodes 958 amino acids. NCBI's taxonomy places the organism in Eukaryota, Viridiplantae, Streptophyta, Magnoliopsida, Lamiales, Acanthaceae. The transcript is spliced from 5 exons.